AGCCCUUUCCGGCCCACAAGGUAUCCGGAAAACAAGCCGAUUCAUGAACCAAUCAUGCCCCCAUCAUUAAUCCACGCUGUCUCUGGAUUCCGGAGUCAUUCUACGACGCCUGCCUCUGCAGACUGCAGUCCGAGUCCAGGGGAGCCGCGUCCGGUCCGCGGGUUGCCUUCUCUUGCUUACUUGCUAGCUCCUCGUCGCAGUAGCGGCAGCGGACGAGCAGUCGAGCGCAACGCCGCCAAUCAUUCCUUCCUCUGCCUUCCUCUCUCCCUCCCCCUCCCGGCGCCAUCUCGACGCUCGGCCCCCCGCGGGCGGGAUCCGUCGCCACAGAUCCGCUGCCUGACCUGACCGCCCCUCAUGCUCGGGUAGCGCUUUUCAGUUUCCCCCGUUCCCCGUGGGCCACUCGACCCGCCGACGGAGCGGAAGGGCGGCCCCGGCCGUGACCGCGGCGCGACUCGCGACCCUCCCAGUCCCAGAAGCGGCGUGCGGCGACCGGGACCGGCUGCUGGUGGUGAAUUCGCGCCGGCGAACUGAAUUCAAGCGGCGAAUCCCCUCCUCUGGUCCUGUCUCGAGCCCUCGGCGUCCGCGCCUCCUCCGUCUCGCCGCCGUUCUCGACGCCCGCCGAUCCAACACCGGGUCUGCCCAACAGCCCAAGUGUUUCACUAGUGAUGGCAGAAGUCCAGGAUGGUCAUUAUGAUUCAAUGUCACAGGCCACUGAUAGCUUGCGUGUUGAACCUAUAUAUGAGUCGUUCCUAUGCCCGCUUACCAAACAGGUUAUGCGGGAUCCUGUUUCUAUUGACAGUGGUGUUACGUUUGAACGCAAUGCCAUUUUGAAUUAUUUCAAUGAAUGUCUUAGCAGUGGAAGGAGGCUUGUCUGCCCUGUAACUAAGAUGGAGCUCAGCAACACUGAGUUAAAUCCAAGCAUAGCUCUGAGGAACACUAUUGAUGAAUGGAUGAAUCGCAACGAGGCGGCCAAACUUGACGUCGCUCGUAAGUCAUUGACUUCUGACAGCACAGAAAGUGAUAUCCUACAAGCACUCCAGUAUGUUGAUGAGAUAUGUCAGAGAAGUCGAUCUAACAGGCAGGUUGUGAGAAGAGAUGGGUUGAUAAUCAUGAUUGCUGACUUGUUGAAGAAUAGCAGUACGAAAGUACGCCAAGCGGCACUAGGGACUCUUUGCUCCAUUGCAAAAGAUGACAAUGAAAAUAAGGUUGAGAUUGCCGCUGGAGACAAUAUUCGCACAAUUGUAAAGUUCUUAAAUCAUGGGCAGACUCAGGAAAAGGAGCAAGCGGUGUCACUGUUGUUUGAACUUUCAGAAAAUAAGGCUCUUUCAGAAAGAAUUGGCAGUGUUUCUGGAGCUAUUCUUAUACUUGUUGGUUUGUCAAGCAGUAAAGUAGAAAACUUGCUCAUUGUUGACAGAGCUGAGAAGACAUUGGAAAAUUUAGAGAGCUGUGAAAAAAAUGUUAGACAGAUGGCUGAAAAUGGACGAUUGCAACCCCUCCUGAGGCUGCUUCUUGAUGGUUCACCUGGCAUGCAAUUACCUAUGGCUGCAUACCUUGGAGAGCUUGUUCUAAGCAAUGAUGUUAAGGUACUUGUGGCACAAAAGGCUGGCUCCACACUAGUCAAUAUCAUGAAAAAAGGGAAUAGAGAGGCCAGAGAAGCAGCUUUGAAGGCAUUGAACCAAAUUUCAUCUUAUGAUGUUAGUGCAAAGAUAUUAAUUGAAGCCGGUAUUCUUCCGCCUCUCAUCACAGACCUCUUUACUGUUGGCAGUAAUCAGCUUCCAAUGAGAUUGAAGGAGGUCUCAGCGACCAUUCUUGCAAAUGUUGUGGCAUCGGGUGCACGUUUUGAGUCCAUUCCACUUGAUCAUAAUAGGCAGACCUUGGUGUCUGAAGACAUUGUACACAAUCUGCUUCAUCUCAUAAGCAACACUGGACCUGCAAUUGAGUGUAAGUUGCUCCAGGUUUUCGUUGGUCUAACUGACUCUUCGACAUCUGUACAAAAUAUAGUUGAUGCUAUCAAAAGUUCAGGUGCUAUUGUCAGUUUAAUUCAGUUUGUUGAAGCACCUCAAAGGGAAGUACGCAUGAAUUCCAUCAAGCUCUUGAAUAACAUAUCACCUUAUAUGGGUCAAGAACUUGCUGAUGCUUUUCGUGGAAACUUCAGUCAACUAAGCAGCUUGGUCAAGGUAAUUGUCGAUAACAAUGGUAUUUCUGAAGAGCAAGCAGCUGCUGCUGGCCUUGUAGCUGAUCUUCCCAUGGGGGACUCAGUCCUCACCAGACGUCUUCUUCAAGAUGGGGCAUUCGCAGCAAUCAUUUCAAAAGUUUUAAGAAUCCGACAAGGGGAGAUUCGUGGGGGGCGUUUUGUUAACCCAUUCCUCGAAGGUCUGGUUAGAAUAGUCUCCCGGAUCACAUUUGUCUUGGAUGAUGAUCCGGAUAUCAUUGCUGUUGCUCGUGAUUACAAUCUUGCUUCACUCUUCACUGAUCUGCUUCAGAUGAAUGGGCUUGACGUAGUCCAGAUUGUCUCUGCUGUUUCACUAGAGAAACUCUCGCAGCAGUCAAAACAUCUUACGAAGAUACUGCCUGCUCCCAGCCCAGGGCUGUGCUUUUCAAUAUUUCCAUGCCUCAGCCAGAAGACUGUAGCAACUGGGGUCUGUAGAGUUCACUGUGGGAUUUGUUCCGCAAGGGAGAGCUUCUGUCUCUUGGAGGGGAAGGCAGUGGAGAAGUUAGUUGCCUGCUUGGAUAAUAAUAACGAGAAAGUAGUCGAAGCUGCUCUAGCAGCGCUGUCCACUUUACUGGAGGAUGGAGUGGACAUUGAACAAGGUGUCAUGGUGCUGUGUGAUGCAGAAGGAAUCAACCCGAUACUCGCGGUAUUGUGCGAGAACAGAAACGAGGCACUGCGCCAGAGAGCGGUGUGGGCAGUGGAGAGAAUCCUGAGGACGGACGAAAUAGCGUAUGAGAUAUCUGGAAACCAGAAUGUUGGUACAGCCUUGGUGGAGGCAUUCAGGCAUGGCGACUCUAGGACAAGACAAGUUGCAGAGCGAGCAUUGAAGCAUGUAGAUAAGUUGCCCAAUUUCUCUGGGAUAUUUUCUAAGAUGGGAGCACAAUGACCACGUUCCAUGGAAGUACUCGUGUUCUAUUUGACAUGAGGCAGGCGCAGAUGAACACUUGUGUUCCCAGCAGGCCUUCAUUGGUUUUGCUGACUCGCACUCCAGCUAGAUGUUGUAGCGAUCUGAUUGGUGGAAGAAGAAUUAAGUAUUGCACGUGUUGUAUAGUGUGUAUUUGUACCUGUAGACUUGUCUGUACUUUCGAGAUUGGUCAGAUUCAUAGAAUAGGUUGCUAUCCCUGUUGUGUGGAGACAAUACAUAAUGCAUAACCGCCAGCACUGGGUGGAAAAAAAAGGGAAGAAAUGUGAAGUCGUUGCGUCAGAUAUGACAUGGUUUUCUGGUGUAUGUCUUAAUGUCUACAGAGGCAAAGUGCAAAGGACUGUUUGGUUCGCUGUCUAA
Molecule: messenger RNA, 3494 nt
Organism: Zea mays
Lineage: Eukaryota; Viridiplantae; Streptophyta; Magnoliopsida; Poales; Poaceae
Product: U-box domain-containing protein 43
Exons: 4
Coding region: 666-3098 (810 amino acids)
Biological process (GO): protein ubiquitination
Molecular function (GO): protein binding; ubiquitin-protein transferase activity
Source: RefSeq, a predicted model, not a curated record